Messenger RNA from Rosa rugosa (rugosa rose), 3377 nucleotides. RefSeq lists its product as uncharacterized. Gene Ontology annotation, biological process: mRNA processing; regulation of mRNA splicing, via spliceosome. The record is from RefSeq and is a predicted model, not a curated record. Bases 239 to 2791 code for a protein of 850 amino acids. The transcript is spliced from 14 exons. Gene Ontology annotation, molecular function: RNA binding. Gene Ontology annotation, cellular component: spliceosomal complex. Lineage: Eukaryota; Viridiplantae; Streptophyta; Magnoliopsida; Rosales; Rosaceae.
UCGCAGGCUUUGUGAGAGGGUACUGGAUACUCGUACUAAUCAGGUCUGGAUUUGAGCCACAAUUUCAGAUUCGACCCCCUCUUUUGAGUCUUUCCAAAGCUUCACGGUAACCCAAUGCCCUCAUACAUGCUCUGAAACUCAAAACUACACGCCUCGGUGUUUCUCUCAAUCGUCUCAAACCUUCUUCUUCUUAUUGAUCGCCGAAAUCAAUCUCAGCUUCCAUCGCAAAUCCUAGAUCAUGUCGGGCGGGUUUUUUAGGGGUACUUCGGCUGAUCAGGACACGAGGUUUUCUAAUAAGCAAGCCAAGCUGCUGAAAUCGCAAAAAUUUGCACCUGAAUUGGAACAUUUGGUGGACAUGAGGAAGGUGAAUAUGGAUGUGCUCCGUCCAUGGAUUGCUAAUAGGGUAACUGAGCUUCUCGGGUUCGAAGAUGAAGUUCUUAUCAACUUCAUUUAUGGUCUUUUGGAUGUGAAGGAAGUGAAUGGAAAGGAGAUUCAAAUUUCACUGACUGGAUUUAUGGAGAAAAAUACGGUGAAGUUUAUGAGAGAGCUUUGGACGCUUCUUCUCAGUGCGCAAAACAAUGCCAGUGGUGUCCCUCAACAGUUCUUGGAUGCCAAACAAGAGGAAGCACGAAAAAAGAAGGAGGAGGCAGAUGCAAUUGAAACUCAGAGAAAGAAAGAUAAGGAGACGCUUGAACUAGAGAGAUUGAAGAAGAUGGAAGGAGGGGCUGAUAAGAAAUCAAGCAAUGCUGCUUUGGAGCCAAACUCAAAUCGUGUGUCACCAAGGGCUUCAAGUGAUCAUCCUGAUGAUGAAAGAGGGAAUGGCAAGAGGAAUGGUGUGAAGCCAAGUAACAAUGUUUCUAGAUCUCCAGAUUCAGCAGAUUCAGAUUCAUCUUUGUCCCCUCGGUUUGGUGAACGAGACAGGUCAAGAAGUGUAUCCAUUUCACCAAAAGCACGAGGACGGUCCAUUUCUUCUGAAAGGGGAAGGGGUUAUCGCUCUCCACAAAGACGACCGAUUACGCCUAGGAGGCGUUCACCUGAGGGAUCACUCUCCCCAAGAGGAAGAUCACCUUAUUCCAGGCGAGGAUCAAGAUCAAAAUCACCACGCAGAUCGCGCUCUCCUAUAGUGCGUCGAGCUCGUUCUCCCUAUCAUCGUAGGUCACGAUCUCCUGGACGUCGCAGGUCACCUCCUCCUUUCCGAAGCCGCAGAUCACCUUCACCUUUUCGAGGCCGUAGAUCACCCUAUCGGCGCCGAAGAUCACCCUCGCCUCCCCGCCGCCGCAGAUUACCCUCACCUAUUCGUAAUCGCAGAUCACCAUCACCUAUCCGGCGUCGCAGAUCACCUUCCCCUCUGCGGCGACGGAUGUCACCUCUUGUACGGCGUCGCAGGUCCCCCUCACCUGCACGUCGCAGAUCACCCUCUCCUGUUCGAUCAUCAUAUCGAAGAUCUCCACGGAACAGGUAUGCAUCUCCAGUGCAACGGAGGUCACCAGUUCGUGGUGGCAGAAGGUCCCCACCUCUUCGACGUAGGUCUCCUUCGCCUUCUGAUCGAAGUUCUUCAUCUCCUAUUCGGCGUGAUUCCCCUUCACCAAUCAGGAGAACAACAAAGCAGCAGAGAUCUCCCCUGCAAUCCCACCAAGAAAGAACAAGGUCCAUUGAGAACCUGUCUCCAGCGCCACAACAAUCUUCUGGUUCUGAGGGGUCACUGCAGAGGGAAUCGAAGAAUGGAAAUGAUUACCGCAAAAGAGUUGCAGCUUUGUCGCCAUCACCAGAGAAGUCUCCUCCAAUGUCAGAAUCUCCACCAGGUGCAAGGAGUGUGAGGGAAAAGAGGAGAUUGUCCAGUCCAUAUGAAAGUCCUGUGAAACGACCAAGGGGGCAAAUUGCUCGUUAUGGUAGCUCAAGUCCUUCAAGGAAACCAAGAGAACAAAAACUUCGUCGUGACAGUCCCAAAGAAAGUGAAGAAGAGGAGGAUGCGGGUCACAGACCCAAGUCCUUAGAGAGAAGAUCAAGAGACACAUCACGGAUCAGUAAGCAGAUAAUUUCUCCUGCUAAGAUUCCUAAUAAGGAAGAGUACUCUCCUGAAAGAGUAGCAUCUGGUCAAAGGUUUACUGAAUCUAAAAGCUAUUUGGAUAAUACUGAAAGCAGAAACAAAGAGCAGGAAAUGAAGAGUGGAAAAUCCUCUGGGAGGGGGUCAAAUGUUCCAAUUCUCUAUAAAGACUCUCAGCCAGGUGAGACACAACGGGCAUCAAAUCCUGGUGAAGGUAAAAAAGCUGAUGAUAAGAACCGCUCUCAUUUAAAGAAUACCAAGGACAGCGAACAUCGUAAACCUGGAUCUUUACGCUCAUCUGUUGAAAUGAUUGAUCAUAGUAAUCAGAGUGGCGGUUUGGAUUCUGGUUCUGAGGACAGUGACAAAGGCAGAAGCGAAGACAAGGAAAAGAGAAAGAAUAAGAGAUUAGAGAGGCAAGAAGUGACUUCAGAUGAUGAUUACAGUUAUGAUUCUGCAAUUGAGGACAGAAAGGAGGCUAAAAGGAGGAGGAAAGAGGAAAAGAGGUUGCGGAAGGAGAAGAAGCGCCGAAGACGUGAGGAGCGACGUCGCAGAAGGGAAGAACGUCGUGCAGAGAAGCAGAAAUUGAAGAACUCCAGUGAUGCUUCUGGUUCAGAUGGUGAACAUGUCACCGGAAGGGGGUUUCAUUCAAGUGACAAUGAAGAAGAGGCUGUUCAGAAGAAACUUGAGAUUGAAUUGCGCAAGAAGGCUCUCGAAUCACUCAAAGCAAAAAAGGGCAUCAGUCAAUAAAUUUGUUACUUUGUUUAAAUAUGCUGAUGUCAUUUAAUCUUUUUAAUCUUAUCAAGUAGUAACAUUUCAGAUUUGUUAGGAAUAUAUUUUCUAUGAAUAGUGUUUCUAUGUUUUGGUUACUGUUUGAUGUAGUCUGUGUUUACUGCUGGCAGCUUAAGUGGAUAAAUGAGGAUUUCCUGAGCUAUUCUCUUGAGUUCAACUUUAAGCAGACCUUGCUCCUAGAUUUUCUGAUGAAAUUUAUGUCAACUACUUGAGCAGAUCAUAUGCAGAUUCGCAUUUUGACCAUUGAUUCAGGUUGGCAGCUUGAGAGUUCUUCCUGGGACUUAAUUUUCUAAAAUUCUCCAUGGUGAUUGGUUCAUGGAUUUUUCUGGUCCUGAUGUUGAUAUCAGCUGUAAGGUUAACAUGGAUAGUAUAUCAUGUAUGUAUAUGAAAUAUUAAUGCCGUGUGACGAUGGAGCUUGCUUUCUUACCGGGCUCCACAUCUUUUGUGAAGCAUUCAACUUUGAUAGAGAGAGUUUGUUGGUUGGAUCAUUUAUAACCUUAUUUACUUCAUCCUCUUGCAGUAUUGAUGAAUAUUUUGAUUUCAA